AUGGAGUGGGCCAAUUGCGUUUCGUCUAUUCGUACUUUCCUCGCCAUCCUCUUUCUCAUUCUCGCCCUGGCACUAGGACGCUGGCCUUGUGGCACCAUUCUAGGCACAUGCCUGAGUUCAUCGGAGGAGGAAAUUUAUCGAAGUGUUGGAGUUCUCCUCGCCACUAGCCUCGCGCUAAAUGUCGUAGCCUUCGAAGUCGCCCUUGUAGGCUGCAUAACCGAGGGGACGUGGGCCAGAAUAAGUGUCAAAGUACCGGCCUCGCUCGGAGGCAUCGAGACCUUGGCUCGUGUCGCCAACUACUACGCCCAUGAGGACCAAAACUACAGUCCCAUUCUGGCUGUGAUUUCAAUGUGCUUCACAAGUAUAUAA
This is a messenger RNA of Dibothriocephalus latus, 369 nucleotides long. The record is from the annotation of a GenBank genome assembly. Lineage: Eukaryota; Metazoa; Platyhelminthes; Cestoda; Diphyllobothriidea; Diphyllobothriidae.